AUGGAUUUUGAGCGCUGUGCAGAGCUGCACAAUAAGCUUGCACAGAUAGGAUGGGAAGCGGCAGGAUACGAAGAACCACUUCCAGCCACGACGUGGUGGGAUGUAUAUGGUAACGAUCAAAAAGCGGCAGAUAUUGCGAAGAGAUCGCCUACCUUUGCGAAAUUUCUCAAGCUCGCCAUCGUAAUCCCGUUCGACUACGGUACUCGCAAUCAUCGCGAGCACCACCUCUUUUACCUCGUGUGUGGUUUAAUGUCUCCUAAAGGCAUGCGUGAACCAUCUUAUAUCAAUGUUGAUGGACUUGGGCUGCAACACGACAAUCCGCGUUUCAUCACCAUAUACGCGACCACGAUCCAUAACGAUGAUUUAUACGAGGGAGUUCUCUAUGAUCUCCACAGUAAUGAUGCUAUAUAUGUGACAGACGUUCAAGAGCGCCAUAUUGCUUUUAAUGGACGACAACUCUGGUAUCCUCUUGAGGAUAUGCUUUCCAAUUGGCAUACAAUGAUCGAGAAUGGCCAAAUUGUUGCUAUAUCAGACGAGGCCGACUCGCCUCCCGAUAUUCCUGCUGGUCUGGUGAACACGGAUCACGAAUGGACUGUCGAUUAUAAUCGCCAUAGGCCCUGGGUGAUGCUGCCUUACUCUAAAGGUCUACUUGAAAUGUGUCUGACUAGUUGGGAACAACUUGUUCAGGCCAUUGAAGACCGAAUAGACUUGAGUACUACACAGGGAGCACAGUAUGGUAUUUACGAUGAAGCGACUCUGAAUUCUGCAGAGAUUCCUCCCGGAUUCGCGCGCGACUUCUUAUCACAGGCCCGGAAACCGAAAGUGGAAUACCUCGCGCCUGGGAUGCGUUUAGUGAGUGCGGGAGAUUUUAUCAAGCAACCAUUCUCCCAGGACGCGAAGAAAUUCAGCCACGACCGCGGGUCAUCGGGAACUGAUCUUUGGCCUAUCCCUUUGCUACAAGCGUCAGAGCUCGCUUUGCCAGGAAGUCCUGUUGGCAGCUGGACUCCGCUGUGGCAAUUUUCUAAAUCUACCUACGCAGCAGGACUUUAUUUUGAUGGCUAUCGUUGGGGUGCACAGCCUCUUGAGACUGUGUGCCGCCUAGUCCUACCAUUUGGGAUUGGUAGUAAAGGUAACAUGCGGUUAACGGACGGCUCGGUUUCAGGGGAGAAAAUUGGCAAUAAGGAUCCGCCUAUGAAAUUUGAAGAUAGACACGCAGAUCUCUACCAACCGGGUUUUAAUCCGUUUGGAGACUGGCAACAUGUCUCUUUGCAUUCAAUAUUGCAAUCAUGGGUGUCCCUUGUGGAGAAAGGAGAAUGGAAAGUAUCCAAGCAGGGCGUCGCAGAGAGCAUUUCCAAAUGGAAGGAUGCAGAUUCGAGAAACAAGUGGCAUUUAUACCGGAUCGAGCUGGAUCAGACUGGUCGCACUUCGCACUUUGUUGAAACAGAGCGGGAACUGUGA
Molecule: messenger RNA, 1458 nt
Organism: Pseudovirgaria hyperparasitica
Lineage: Eukaryota; Fungi; Ascomycota; Dothideomycetes; Acrospermales; Acrospermaceae
Exons: 2
Coding region: 1-1458 (485 amino acids)
Source: RefSeq, a predicted model, not a curated record